Messenger RNA from Lodderomyces orthopsilosis Co 90-125, 234 nucleotides. RefSeq lists its product as uncharacterized. The transcript has a single exon. The record is from RefSeq and is a predicted model, not a curated record. The coding region runs from base 1 to 234 and encodes 77 amino acids. NCBI's taxonomy places the organism in Eukaryota, Fungi, Ascomycota, Pichiomycetes, Serinales, Debaryomycetaceae.
AUGAGAGGUUUUUAUCCAGGUUACCGUCCACACCACUUCGGAUUCGGUGGGUUAUUCAUCGUGUUUGGUGCUUUUAUUUUAGGAAGGAUGACAGCAAAUCCACAUGGACCAACGUAUUGGCGACACCAACGAUGUGGAUAUAGUCAUCAUUCAACGUGUCAAUGUCCAGAUUGUGUCAAGUAUCAACAAUACAGAAAGGAACAGGAGCUUAGUUCUUUAAACUAUCAUCAAUAG